AUGACAAAAUUUUAAAGUCAUUCUCAAUUUAAGAAGAAACUAUUCUUUAAUUUGAGUAUGAUAUUUAUAUAGUAAAUUAGUAUGAUAAAAUAUGGUUUUCUAAUAAUUAAUCACAAUAAAUCUUAUUUUUUUUUAGUUAAGAUCAAUAAUAAGUAAUUUUUUUUGAAGGAGAAAAUAAAAUUGAGCUAAAGCAUAUUGGUUUAAAUAAUAUUUUAUUAAUUACUAAUUAAUAAACUCCUAAAUAAGUCUUAAAAAUUGAUGAUUCACUAAUUAUUAAUUAUGGUACUUAUAUAGAAGUUCUAGAAAGAAUAGAUUUUAAAUAUAUUCUAAAUUUUGCUAUUGAUUACUUAAUAAUUGAACUACUCAAUUAUCCAUUUAUUUAUGGCUUUUAUGAAAAUUAAAUAAUUUUAUUUAAAAAAAACAUUCUUAAUCCACUUAUAUCAUGUAAUGAAUUGAUGAAAUAUAAUUAUAUUUAUUACACAACUAAUCAUUUGUUUAAAACUAAUGUACUUUUUAAAUCAGAAAUCAUUUCUGAAGAAUCUUAAAAUUAAAAUUGUUAGAUACUUAAUGCUCAAGUUUAUUUGAGAAAUACAACCUUUUAAUUAAAGAUAUACAAACAGUAGUCUACUGAUAGUUGUGUAUUUCCUAAUAUAUUAGAUUUUAACCAAAGUAAUCUUAAAUGCCAAAUAUAAUAACUUCAACAAGAAAAUAAUUGUCAGAAUCUUUAUAAUAGUAAUAUCAGAUGGUAAAAAUUCAAAUAUAAUAAAGAAUUAUAUAUUCUAUUUUAAAAAAAAUCUAAUGUAAAAUUAUACUUAAAAAAUUGUAAUAACAAUCUAUUGAUGGAACUUGGAAGAUAUGAAAAUUUUGAAGAAAAAAAUAUAUAUGAAUUUAAAAAUCAAUUUCUUCUUAUUUUUCAAUAAUAAACUAAGGUUUUAAUAAUUUAUUGUGAAUCCAUUAACUUUAAUUAAACAAUAAUAGAAUUUAAAGAACAAGUUAUAGAUAUCUUUUAUGAAAAUUAUUUCAUUCACCUAAUUACAAGCUCCUGUAGUAGCUAUAUUAUAAUAAGUAAACAUUCUUCACUUUUCUAAAAUAAUUAGUAUUUAUUAAGAGAUGGAGUAUGCAUUAAAAUGAAGUUUUUAAAUGGUUAUGCAAGUUAUAUUCAUGAUGGCUCAAUAGUUAUGAUGAAGAAUAAUAUUACUAAUAUAAUGAAAUUUCCAGAUGCCUCUGUUGUUAAUAUAUUUCAGAUAUAUACUUUUUAAGUUACCUAUAUUAUUCAUCUAAGAAAUUAGGAUGGUGAUCAUUUAAGUAAAUAUAUUUUUAUAAAUAACUAACUUAUAAAGUUAUAUGAUAUCCCAAAACUAAAUUUCUAAUUCACAUCACCUUUGAAUUAUAAAACAACUAAAUAUCUUUUAGUUGUGGCUGCAUAUACAAAUUCUGGUAUUAAUGUACUAUUAGUUUAUUAUUGUAAUAACAAUUAUUCAAAUAGUUUGAUUGAUAUUAUUUAAGUAGAUAACUUUAAUUUUUAUAUGUCUGAUGAAGAUUUAUUAAUUUAUAAUUUUAAUUAAGAAAUAAGAAUGGUCAAUAUUAAAUUUGAUAAAUAUAUUUGUGAAGUAAGUUUAUUCACUGAAUUUGUUAAAAAAAUAUCAAUUCCUUUGAUUUUGACUACAAAGUUUAAUAUCUCUCGAGAUUAUUUGUAAACAUUAAAUUUAAACUUUUAUAAUUUGAUUAAAAAUUUAUGGUAUAAAGAAUCUAUGACAAUACCUACUUUAUUGGAGGUACAAGAUUCAAUAUUCCCUUUAGACCCUAGAUUGUAUGUAAAUGGACCUAUUGAUUAUAUUGUUGCUAAUGAUUUAAUAAUAAUUGAUCCAAUUUAAAAGUAAGGGUAAAUUUCAAAAUUGA
Molecule: messenger RNA, 1899 nt
Organism: Paramecium pentaurelia
Lineage: Eukaryota; Ciliophora; Oligohymenophorea; Peniculida; Parameciidae
Source: the annotation of a GenBank genome assembly